Molecule: messenger RNA, 1840 nt
Organism: Gordionus sp. m RMFG-2023
Lineage: Eukaryota; Metazoa; Nematomorpha; Gordioida; Chordodea; Parachordodidae
Product: protein phosphatase methylesterase 1-like
Exons: 14
Coding region: 58-1170 (370 amino acids)
Biological process (GO): protein demethylation
Molecular function (GO): protein methylesterase activity
Source: RefSeq, a predicted model, not a curated record
UUUUUCUCAUAAUUUGAAAGCUCGGUUAUCUUUUUAAAUGGAAUAUUCUCAAUAGAUAUGAUAAAAAAAGUAUUUCACUUGCCCCCUCAUACAAAUAUUCACAAAUCUAACUUAAAUUUUGAACCAACAUCAUGGGAAAAAUAUUUUGACCACAAAGAUGGGAUAUUAAUAGGAGAUAAUAAGUUUAAUGUAUAUACUAAAGGAAUUCUUGGCCCUGUCUUAUUUUUUAUACAUGGUGGGGGAUUUUCUGGACUAUCUUGGGCAUUAUUAGUAGAAGAUCUGAGCAAACUAAUUGACUGUAGAUAUAUAAGUAUGGAUCUCAGAGGCCAUGGUGAAACUCAAACCAUGGAUGACCUUGAUUUAUCUAUUGAAACACUUACAAAAGAUGUUUUGGGUGUACUGACUUAUCUAUUCUCAGCUACCAACACAAAUAUUAUCUUAGUCGGACAUAGCAUGGGUGGGGGUGUGGCUGCCCAUGUUGCUGAAGAGGGAGUGUCUCAAUCUAUUGAUUUUAUCAAAGGAAUAAUACUCGUAGAUGUUGUUGAAGGUACAGCCAUAGAUGCCUUAAGUGGAAUGCAAAGUUAUCUACGAUCACGACCCAAAAGCUUUGAUUCUGUCACUAAAGCCAUUGAAUGGAGCGUUAAAAAUGGCCAAAUCAAAAACGUCGAUUCUGCCAAAGUAUCUGUUCCCGGCGAACUCAAGAAAAUCAACUAUUCUUCGCCCGAAUACGCCGAAUUCUCAAAUUCUCAUAAGCAUUCCAAUCCAGCUGGUAAAUAUAGCAGUAUACCCGAAAAUUGUGAGCUUGACGAUGUUCACAUGUUUCCAGCGAUUCAAAAACCAACUGAAGAUUCUACCAAAUCUGUGUACGUUUGGAGAGCUCAGUUAGAUAAAUCGGGCAAAUUUUGGGAAGGUUGGUUCAAAGGGUUAUCCAAGAUGUUUAUCAAUUUACCUAUACCCAAAUUACUAAUUCUCGCAGGGGUCGAUCAUUUGGACAAAGAGUUAACCAUAGCGCAAAUGCAAGGUAAAUUUCAGAUGGUAAUACUUUCCAGAUGCGGUCAUUCCGUGCACGAGGAUUUACCAGACGAAGUAGCUGGAGUUGUUGCUAGCUUUUUAGCCAAACAUAAAAUGGUCGUUUUAGCUAAUCCUAACAUGGCUUCGAUCGAAUAUUAAACAAAAUUGAUCUCGAUCACCAUCCUCAAUCUAAGAAAAAAUCAUUAAUCCUGAUUCGAGCCGACUUGUUAACCCAAAUAACUGGAAUCAAUGACUUCACUCAAAUAAAUUGUACUAUGUAAAUUAGUUAUAAUUAUAACAGCACAACAUGAUCAUAUGUUAUUAUAGAAAUAUAGCGUAUAGUAUUUAUUAAGCAGUUUUUUUUAGUUGUAUCAAUAACUUUUUAUUGUGUCUAUUCGCAAUAUUUAUUUUUAAACAAAAUAUAUAUUUUUUUAAAUGUAAUAUGAUUAUUGUCAACUAAUUUAUAUGUUAGCAUCAACGUGUUUUUUCCGGCAAUGUGUUAUUUUUUCAACUAUAUAUCAUUUUUUAAGCGCGAUUUUAAAAAUUUAAAAAUCUAAUUUUACCAGAAAUGUAUGCCCUCGUGUUUGGAAUACCUACCCUAUCAAUUUCAGACAAUUUUUCCAUAAACUUUUGAACUUAAUAUAAUUUAUAUAAAAUUUUCCAUAUAUUUUUUAUAAAUGACUCAGUUAGCAGCAAAAUUGUCUACAAUUCAUAAGAUAGGUAUUCCAUGUUAUAUUUGAAUGUUAAUAUAUUUUUUAAAAGGUUACGCUAUUUGAAUUAUAUAACUUUCUUACAUUUAAUAUUAUCUUAUGGAGGUCAAUGUAUUCAU